Molecule: messenger RNA, 895 nt
Organism: Carya illinoinensis
Lineage: Eukaryota; Viridiplantae; Streptophyta; Magnoliopsida; Fagales; Juglandaceae
Exons: 3
Coding region: 206-535 (109 amino acids)
Source: RefSeq, a predicted model, not a curated record
UUCCCUCUUUUUUCGAUCCGAGUUGCAUCAUCUUUGACUUUCCCCGUUUGAAACUCUUCAUCCAGAUCUCCUCCCACAUCAAUCUUCCCCCACACUCACUCUUGCUGAAGACUAACGUUGUAAGACUCCUCCCCCAUUUGGUGGUUUCUUCUUCGGGAUUGUUGUUGUUCGUGGACUCCGCAGCGUAGAUCCGAGGAGUUUGGGUAUGUGUAAAGUAGACAAGUCUACCACAAUAGAGCCUAAAAGAGCCCGAAUGACAAUAUGCCAGGAAAGUAAUCGUGUUCAACGAAUUUCCAUAAGGAAGUCGUGCUCUUUGCUAGCUGGGAAAGCUCUCAGAGCAAUCCCAACAACUAGAAUGCAUUUGCUGCUUCUAAGUUGGCUAAGAUUGAUUCUAGCAGUUCAAUUGGUACUAGCUCUAGUUCCUCCUAGCUUGGGCAACAAAUCGAUUCAUGAACACAUUCAACCGCCCCCUCAACCACUUGCUAAUGGGUCACAACAAGAGCACCAAACCAUUAGUAAACAAACAAGUCAGUAGCAGCCUCUCCCUCCAAGCUAGUCGAAAGCAAGUCAUAUGUUUAUACUGGCUGCGCAAUCACCAAACUAGUUUUAAUCAUAUGUUUAUACAGCCCACCAAAAUUAAACAAAAGGAUGAAAAGCUCGAAUUAUAUUUGAUUUAUUCAGCAUCCUUUGGAUGUGUUUCCCUCUUCAGUAUCGCUCCAGCAAAACUAGUCUUCUCGAGGCCUAACUUUUGAUGAUGAAUCAUAGUUGCUGUAAUUAUGUUUUAAUGUGAGCAUCUUUGUAACUGAUAAAUUUUGAAUGAGUGAGACUAAUUUACAUUUUAACUGAGUCAAUGGAUGUCCAUGUUUAACGCAUGGGGAAAUUAUUUGUUGCAACA